Lytechinus pictus (painted urchin) is the source of this 6689-nucleotide messenger RNA. RefSeq lists its product as uncharacterized. The transcript has 13 exons. Bases 159 to 3233 code for a protein of 1024 amino acids. The record is from RefSeq and is a predicted model, not a curated record. Gene Ontology annotation, biological process: ubiquitin-dependent protein catabolic process; protein polyubiquitination; positive regulation of proteasomal ubiquitin-dependent protein catabolic process. NCBI's taxonomy places the organism in Eukaryota, Metazoa, Echinodermata, Echinoidea, Temnopleuroida, Toxopneustidae. Gene Ontology annotation, cellular component: ubiquitin ligase complex; cytoplasm. Gene Ontology annotation, molecular function: zinc ion binding; ubiquitin protein ligase activity; ubiquitin conjugating enzyme binding.
GACAUGUUGGUGAAAGCAGACGACGGAUAUCUAAUGAUGUAUAUAAGGGACUGGCUGAUUUGGAAGAGUCAUUUGACAACACUUUGAAAGAGUUACAUAGCUAGGUUCUGCCAUUCAUAUUUAUUGCUAAGAAGCAUCAACAAGUUUCAACAAGUAAGAUGGCAGCUAACGACAUCGACCAAAAGAAGUUCAAACAUCGCAGUGGGAAGACCAUGCGAUACAUCAAGGGACAAGCCACCCAUGGCAGUAUGACUACCUUUACAGGGCAAUUUGGCAUCUUAAAAUCAACAGUAGGGACAUUGGAUGCCAGCAAAUCAAAGGACUUUGAAAAGAUUGUUCAAGAUGGUGGCUUGGAAUUAACAGGUAAUCACGAGUGGUGGAACCUACCUGUCACAUACUCUUUAAACAAGAAAAAGAGAUGGCUUCUUCCAGACAUGAUCGCUGAUGGUAUUGCCGACGAGGAAUUCCACAAGGAUAGCGAUUACAACGUCGUCAUGGUAGAGCGGGAGAUACCUUGCUUCAAAGAACAUCGGGAGACAUCGCGCUUGCUGGAUCAACUGGUUCUCAGGACGGGUAAGGCAUCCUGUAAAGCUGUCCAUCGGUCCCAGGGUGAAGAGGCCAACUGCAGGAGAGCCAAGAAGAACUGCUCUUAUGAGGGUGAUCUUGUGAGAAACCCAAAGACUAUCCGUAACCGCAGAGAGGAAAAGAAAGAGCGGAGAAGGGAGAGGGCGCGGACAGGAAGGAGGAUCGACAUCCCCUCUCAGACGCGGGCAGAGAAUGUCCCAAGCCUGCCCGAGCUGCGAUACGAGGUUCUUCGUCCAACUCCCAUUAACCGAAGCAUGACACAUACAAUAUGUAAAAAAACGUUGUAUGACGAGGACUACCAUGAACGCAAGAGGAAGCUAUCAGGUCAAAAGAAAGACAAUUUUGGCAAGCUACAAUUGGACACUGAUCUUUGUGAUGAAAUCCAUUUUGAUUUGGAUGAGGAAGAAGAAUGGCCCAUCCACACUGGUGAUCAGGAGGAGUGUCUUUAUAGGUAUGAUGGAGACACUCCUGCAUUUGACCUUGGUUCUUAUAUCAAAACCUACCAACCAACAGAGUUUGGAACAAGGAAUCAUCAAGAGUCAUACAAGACAGGAAAAGAUGAGGCCAAGGUAGAGUCUUCCAGAGCUCUGACAUCACCAUGCAGGAAGCAAUAUGGUAAGGGCUGUGCCAUUUUCCGGCCUGACCUUGCGACGCCAGAACCGGAACAGGGGUUGUCCAAGUCGGACCUCAGCGACGUGGAUACCUCGGACAGUGGCUUUGAUUCUGAUGGCUCUUCCACCAACCACACUGACCACAAGGUUUCCUGGCUCCACCUGGGCAGUGUCGCCAAAGAGGGCGUCCUUCCGGAGAGACUCCGUAUGGACUUUGGGCAUGAUUAUGCAGAGGGACGCUCUGUACCCAGGAGGUUUUCAAUCAAGCUGAAGGCAGUCUCUGACAGUGGGGUUCCUGUCGGUGCAUCUGCUGUCUUUGCCACAGAUGAUGUGAGGCAGGACCCAGGAAUGGUGAAUUUGAGGCUGAGGUGUUGCAGUGCAGAUUUCCCAAUGCAAGAUCUUCAUCAAGCCGUCAGAGAAAGAAUCUCAACACCACCUCUUGUGAAAAUGUCCCUCAUGGAACAACUAAAAGAGAGCCUUUCAUGUUAUGCUGAUUCCCAAGAAGGAGUAGGAUCCAAGAUCUGUAAACCAAAGAAACCGGAAGUCACGCUUGAUACAGUGCAAAGCAUGAUGGGAUGGACGUUCAACUACGACACCGCUGAAAAUGUCAGAGCUCAAUUAGACGAUGAGGAGGCACAAGAGGAUUCAACUGCAACUUCCGAUGGAUUCUCUAACGCAAUACCUGAUGGAGAGGACUCCUGCGGCAUCUGCUUCGAGACUCUGGCUCCCUCUGGUGGUGAAGACGAGGAGAUGGGGACUGCUCUGCUUGGGUGUGGCCACUUAUUCUGCAAUGACUGCUGGAUACGUCAUGUGACCAACAGGGUGAUGAUGGGCGAGACGAGCAUUCGCUGUCCGGCCUUCAAGUGUGAAUCUGUCCUGGACAAGGUGACUCUCCUGUCUCUCCUGCCCGACUCCCUCGUCCGCAUCCACCUCGCUCAUCUCCACGAUAACCGUAUCAACAAUCACCCCGAGUGGAAAUGGUGUCCCAAUCCCAAAUGCGGCCGGCUUGUCCAGGUCCGGGAUGUAGCGUGGACUGAGCCUGGUGGGGAUCUGUCGGGAGGACCGAGGGUGCGGGAGCGGUUACUGGGGUUGCCUGUACCCUGCGAGUGCGGGGUGUCCUGGUGCUCUGAGUGUAAAGAGGUUGCCCACUGGCCAGCUACCUGCAAGCAAGCGGAACAAUAUCAUCAGUACAUGAAAGAAACUGGUGUUGACCACGUCAGAUCGGAACAUAUCAGGUCUGUUGAAGUCAAGCGAUGCCCGUCGUGUCGAAACCCGAUGCAGAAGAACGGCGGCUGCAUGCAUAUGAUGUGCAACUGUGGUGCUAAUUUCUGCUGGGAGUGUCUCGGACCGUGGAUUGAUCACAUUAACUGGGAUGACUGGGAUUACAGGUGCCUCCAGGGAAAAGACAAUUUGGAGACUGUGUUGCUGUCGUUAAAGAAAAAUGUCUCCAUCUUCUUCACCGAGCUUGCCCUUGAGAAUCAUAAGAUGAGGGGUCGCCAGACCGUUAUGAAGCACCACCAGCAGGCCUCGAGGCUAGCCAAGAGGAUGUUCUUUGUCCCUGAAGCCACGUCCCACCUCAUCCUUGAUGAUCUACUUCUACAAGGUGUCCCGGGUGUUCAAGAUCUGGUACCUUGGAGCUACUCCUCCAGCCAAGAUGACCAAUCACGGCUGAUUUCAUUGAUCACCAGGGCAACUAAAAUGGCCGCCUUUGCAGCAGAGGUACAUCUGCUUCUAGAGUAUAUGAGCACUUUGAUAGGACACUUGCCACGGAAACAAAGGAUCGGGAAGAAUGCCUGGAAGCUCAUCAUCUGCAGACUGAUGUUCAUUGCAUGCAGAAUGGAAGAACUCCUUGAGCGGCAGCAUGAGAAACCUGCAGAGACUGUUUGGAGGAGCCUCACUGUACUGCUUCACCAGGGUCAACUGUGCAUCAAAGACAUCACCAGGACAAUGCCACUCCUGCACAAGGGACUUCAGAAUGUCAAUGGUGAAGGGUCAAAGAGGACUGCUGAAGGGAACUCUCAAGGAGCAAGGAAUUAAAUUGUAGUGAUUGUUUCAGGGAUUUCAGUCAGGACAACUCUGCUUCAGAGACAUCACCAGGACAAUGCCACUCCUGCACAAGUGACUUCAGAAUGUCAAGCGUCAAAGAGGACUGCUGAUGGGAAUUCUCAAGGAGCAAAGAAUUAAAUCGCACUGGUUGUUUCGAGGAUUUCAAUCAGGACAACUCUGCUUCAGAGGCAUCACCAGGACAAUGCCACUCCUGCAAAAGAGACUUCAGAAUGUCAAAGGUCAAAGAGGACAGUUGAAGGAGACACGCAGAACCCUCGAGGAGCAAGGAAUUAAAUCGUUGUGCCCACUCACUAGAUUAAGUUAACUGUUCCACACAUUUAUGCACAUUCUCCACUUCCUAGGGGGCAAAUAUGGAAAAGUUUCUUGCCAAAAGACAAGUGUAUACAGUAUGCUGAUCUAUUCACCGCCUCAUUGGCAUCCUCCCUGGAUAGAGAGUGGCAAAUCUUGGCAAUUGUCUUUCUGAAAGGCAUGACGUUGGCAUCCUACCAUACCCGUGUUUGGAGAGUGGCAAAUUUGGUUAAUGUCUUUCCCAACAGCAUUAGUGCCAAGUAGGAUAGUUGAACCCCUGACCCUUUGUUUAUGAGUCAAGGGACUCAACCACUACACCACUCCGGCACAUGAAUGCAAUUAGAAUGCAGUUAGUUUGCAAGCUCAGACUUUAAAUUUGACUCUUUAAUAAAGUAACACCAUAUCUACAUGUAGGUUGGAGACUAAACUAAACUCCAAACCCUAUGUGUGUGUCAAAUAAGAAGCGGAAGCAGCUACAGUUUGUGAGUGAAUUUUAUCUCACUACUUCCAACUCUGCACUAUGCAUUUCAUGCAAAAACCAAAGAAUUGUUUCUGCAGACUACAUCUCAAUAGCAUAGCAUUAUUUUUUUUGGUGAAAGAUUUAGCCCAACAUGGAUGGUCCAACUCUGGAGACAUACACAAUCAUCUAAUGCACAUGUGAAUAUAUUUCCCGGGGGCCAGUCAAAUUUAUCGCUGUACACACGCAUGACCAAAAAAACGUGUUUAAAGGGGAUUUUUUUUCAGUUUUGGACACGGGCCAUACGUGCACUUGUUAAGGGUAUCAAAAACACCAAUUUUCAAAAACUAAGGGGUAGCUUUGAAAGACUGGUCAAUGGUCAAUCGCAGGGUCAAACGGAUUUAGGGUAUGUUUUUUGUUUCCAAAGCUUUUUUUUUUAAGACUAGCCAAACCUGUUUAGGGUAGGGUUUUUUCCCCGGGGUCAUAUUCUGGCGACAUUGUUAAGGGGUCAAAAUGUGUAAAUAAAGCCUGCGAAAACUUGUUUAGGGGGUUAUUUUGCACACACAGAAAAACUCGUUUAGGGGGUGUUUGGAAAUCUUUUGGCCACGCGUGUGUACAGCAACACAUUUGACUUGCCCCCCCCCCCCCCCCCCGAGAUAUAUUUAUGAAUAUUUAGGAACCUUAUUCCUUGAUUUGAUAAAUUUAGAAUUACUCUCGGCCAAUAUGCAUUCUUUAUACAUAAAGAAGUACACUUAGCUUUCAGUUCUUGCCUCUAGAAGCAAAUAAUAAUAGUUGGUGAAGAAGAUGAUGGGCAAACUAUCAUUUUCUACUAUGCGAUCUUCCUGUAGCUCAGUUGUGUACAUCCAGCUCAACAAGGAAUUGAUAGUUUGUCUAUUCACCUGAAACCAAGAGGUGAUCAAUUGCUUUAUAUUCCACACCUGACAGGCUGAAGCCAUUGAACUAUGCAUGUAUGGGAAGAAAACCAUAUUUAUACUUCUUUACAUUUUUACAAGAACGAAUUAUGGUGUAAAAUCAUUACUCUUGAAUUUCUUUUGUAUGUAAUACUAAAUUCUGCAAAUUCAGGGUUAUUAUAGAUGAUGGUUAAGCUUUUCUCCAAACCACCAUAAAUUAUGAUAAUGAAGAUUGUGUAUGUUCCAUUGGGAAUCAGACCUAGUUUUACAUUAUUAGAGAGAAAAUUAUUUGGCUAUUUCAAGUAACAAUUAUUGUUAAUUGUUAAUUCAUUGUUACUUCAUUGAUGACAUGUGCAAUGUCUUGUAGAAUUGAAAUAAACUUGAAAUAAACACUUGAAAUAAACUUGAAAAAUUAAGAGAUAUAGUGGCAGUGUGUAGUACAUCAGCUCUCUCAUGUGCACUGCAUAUCACUGUUUUGUGAAGGUAAUUCAGAUGUCAUAACUUUACGGUAUUUGACAGCCGAUUUUGAUGAAGUUUUCAGCAACAUGCUGGGAACUUUGAAAUCCACUGUUUUGCUUUCCCCAGCUUUUCUGGGGACUGAAGUGCAAUAUAGAUAUUCAAGAAGUAUUUACUAUUUACAUAUCGUUUGAACGCAUACAAUAAUAAUUGUAUCAGAGUAUAUGCUAUAUGAUUGCUUACUGUUUUUGUCUCACCUGCAUAGCAGAGUGAGACUAUAGGCGCCGCUUUUCCGACGGCGACGGCGGCGGCGGCGUCAACACCAAAUCUUAACCUGAGGUUAAGUUUUUGAAAUGACAGCAUAACUUAGAAAGUAUAUGGACCUAGUUCAUGAAACUUGGCCAUAAGGUUAAUCAAGUAUUACUGAACAUCCUGCCUGAGUUUCAUGUCACAUGACCAAGGUCAAAGGUCAUUUAGGGUCAAUGAACUUAGACCAUGUUGGGGGAAUCAACAUCAAAAUCUUAACCUAAGGUUAAGUUUUUGAAAUGUCAUCAUAACUUAAAAAAUAUAUGGACCUAGUUCAUGAAACUUAUACAUAAGGUUAAUCAAGUAUCACUGAACAUCCUGCAUGAGUUUCACAUCACAUGACCAAGGUCAAAGGUCAUUUAGGGUCAAUGAACUUUGGCCGAAUUGGGGGUAUCUGUUGAAUUACCAUCAUAACUUUGAAAGUUUAUGGAUCUGAUUCAUGAAACUUGGACAUAAUAGUAAUCAAGUAUUACUGAACAUCCUGUGCAAGUUUCAGGUCACAUGAUCAAGGUCAAAGGUCAUUUAGGGUCAAUGAACUUUGGCCAAAUUGGGGUAUUUGUUGAAUUACAGCCAUAAAUUUGAAAGUGUGUUGGUCUAGUUCAUAAAACUUGGACAUAAUAGUAAUCAAGUAUCACUGAACAUCCUGUGCGAGUUUCAGGUCACAUGAUCAAGGUCAAAGGUCAUGUAAGGUCAAAGAACUUUGGCCACGUUGGGGGUAUUUGUUGAAUUGCCAUCAUAUCUCUAUAAGUGUAUUGGUCUAGUUCAUAAAACUUGGAAAUAAGAGUAACCAAGUAUCACUGAACAUCUUGUGCGAGUUAUAGUAGUUUUCAAAAUCAGCACUGCUGCUAUAUUGAAUCGCGUGAUGCAGGUGAGACGGCCAGAGGCAUUCCACUUGUUGUUAUUUUAUACAGAUCAUCUUUUACUAUUGAAAUAUUUUUUUAUCAUUACAUUUUGUGUUUUUUUUUUUUCAUUAUUUAUUUCUAAAUAAAUUAUAUCUUUGAAAUUAAA